Molecule: messenger RNA, 2565 nt
Organism: Suillus bovinus
Lineage: Eukaryota; Fungi; Basidiomycota; Agaricomycetes; Boletales; Suillaceae
Exons: 13
Coding region: 156-2096 (646 amino acids)
Source: RefSeq, a predicted model, not a curated record
AUGACUAAUACGCCAUUGGUGGAUUUUGGCUGGCUGCCACUGGCACGCUACCAACGCGCCACUUUAAACUAAGUACCAGCACUUACUGCGGUUUCGACACUUCACGCUUUAGCUUCAGUUCUUAAACGUUGGACUGCUUCCAUGGUGACAUCUUCAUGGCCACCUUCUCAUCCGACACCUUGCGCAAAUUUGCUAGAUUCUUUGCACAUUCAUUCAAAUCUUCGCUUCGUCGAGGAUGCUAUGUGACAUUGCGAAUUUUCUAUACUCUGCUUCGUAAGCUAGGACGCAUGCGUGGUCGCUUCGGCCAUGGUACCUCCUCGACUAGACUCCAGGAAGAGUUGCGUCCUGCGAUAUGUGCGAGUGGCUUACCUGCGAUCCAUACACUCCCGACAGAUGUCAACCAGCCUAGUGACCCACCACAUCGUACACUCGCAGUACCAGUAGACGAUGUCCGAGUAUCAAAUGACAACGUUGGCAGUGGAGAGCUUCAAGCAUUCCUAGAACCGGACCCAUUAACAGACAAGCUACAAUUCAUCUUCCUGGGGCAUGCCGCCGAUACGCCACUCCAGCCCAUCACACUAGCAUCAAUCAUACCGACUGACGUCAAACGUUAUGAUAGAAACAUCAGAAUGAAAUGGAUUGAACCGAAUCAUAUCGUCAUCACUCCGAAAGAUAGCAAGUAUGUGGAGGAGGUGCAGUCUGGGUGGCAUGAUUUCGUGCACCCGGAAGGUCCCAGAGUUUAUUACCACCCCGAGACGAGAGUUUUCACGGAUGCAGACAUGCGUCCAGGCAAGGUCGAUUCGGCGAAGCUCUUGGCGAUGGCUAGAUUCCUCAAUGCUUGUGCAAACAGUCAGCCAGACGUACGGGCCAGGAUCAGUGAUGAAACAGAAUUGGUACUCGAACUUGGCCUCGAAAAAGGUAACACUAGCAUCAUCAAAUCUUGUGGCUACUAUUUCGUCGAUCACGUGGCGAGGGUGAUAUUUUGGGCACAUCCGUACACUUGCCAACCAGAUGGUGAGAUUCUGUGCAACGUCAAGGCAGCCAAGAAACUCAGUCAUAUAAAAUAUUCGUUGGAAUCGCAAUACUGGUAUCACUGCGAGCUUUAUCCUCACAACCGAUACCUUCCGAGGCAAAUCUUUGAAGAGCUGAUGGAAAUAAUUAUUCAUGCAAACGCAGAGACCAUCACCUCGGAUACAUCACUGGCCCCUUUUGAUAGUAGUGAACUGGUGAAGAUGCUAGAUCUAAUGGACCGUGUUGAGGGCAGCAUCGAUAAAAUGCAUGCUCAUUCUGUAUGUGUUGUAGCUCGGUUCAUGAGAUUUUUCACCAAAGUGAAAUACACAAACUUCUGCGGACAACCUGGCGUGCGCGUUGAUGUCGACAGAUCCAUCUAUUACAAAGAGGGCCACGAGCGCGAAACACUCAUAUUCAGGCUCUCCAACCUAAUCCUCUGGUAUGGGCCACGUAAACACUAUAAGCGUAUACAGAGAGUAUGGGUGGACGAGAUCAUCAAUGCCCCUCGCUGGAAAGACUUUAUCACCCAACUAGAUACCGAGUGGACGGGUUUCACGCUCUAUUCCACUGUUAUGUUAGCUGUUGAUGUCAGUCUCCUUGCAGUGCCUGGCAUCAUGGGUGGGUCCUCGCAGACAUCGUCCAAUAUCUCGGUAUACAUGUCGGCCCUAUGUUCUGUGGGUUCGCUUGUGGUUGCUGUGCUGCUUGUCGACCAAAGCCAUGACUAUCAGACUGCCGAAGAAGGGGCUUUGUAUAUGUCCAUGAUGACCAACGCGAUCCCUGGAAUUGAAAACUUGGCAUUGAUGCAUAGCUUGCCGUAUGCACUCCUUGUAUGGGCGAUGGUCUUCUUCGGCCUCGCAUUGUCUUUCCUCAUUUUCGAUACCAGCGAUAUCGUAACGCUCGGGACGAUGGGUGCUGGAUGGUCAAUAGUCAUGAUAUUCACGCUGUGGCCUAUGAUGACUACUCCUGUCGGAUGGCUACUGAAUUUUGCUAAAUCUUUGCCUCACCAGCCAACGCGCGCCGUCCAAUAUCUGCGUUACUCAAGACACUCGGACCAGGCGCUCGGAGCCAGCGAUCCAGUUCCGUAACGAUGUACACAUCUGGACCGAUUCUGGAGUAUGCCACUAUACUUCCUUUCUCAUGCACCUCCAGGAUAAGUUGAGAGCAUAUGCUAGUAUGCAUCCUCCGAAUUCUAUCGUGCAGGUUGCAACCAUAUAGUUUCUCCGAUUUGUAUGAAGUCUCGAGCCAUGGUGGAACCUGGUGGAACUUCAUUGAUUCAUCAAUCACGCGUGGAGUGGAUAUUUUGUACAAUUCUUGUCAUCUACAGUAUUUAAGCACAAGAUACCGUUGGCAUCGGGUGCGAUUGCAUCCACCACGUCAUGUUGUGUUGCUGCGAGUCUCCUCUUUGCUCUUCUUUAUUUACUACUAUGGCGACGCCUGCUUUAUUUCACGCAGUUGUUGGUCUUCAAGAUGAAAGUCGGUAUCAGAUUGACAGAAAGAGCGUUUGGCGAUACGAUGGAUUCAUUGCUACUCCAGAACUUGAAGACAUUUGGUGUG